AUGGCUUCGGGAAGCAAUGGUGCUGCCAUCAAGCGAGAGGAAUCCUCGAAUGAUGCCCAGACAAUCUUCUCACCGGAAGCUUUCCAGACUGCGCUGAAAAAUGUGGAUAAGGAGACAAGUGAUGAAGUUAGCAAUUGGCAUGAAAAUCUGACGCCGGAAGAGCGAAAGGUUAUUGACGACGGCAUGGCAGCGAUGUGUUAUCGUGGUUGUAUAAUUGCUGCAAAGCGCUCUUAUGAUACAAUAGUCAGACAAAAACAGGAAACAAAAAAAGCAAACAAUAGACGAAAGAAGGAAAAAAAGAAAGAGAAAAAGAAGGGACACAAUCGACAAAAUCAACGACAAGAGGACGGCCGACCCUGGAGAGAGCGCGAUGCCAAUUUCAAUGGACAGUUUGGUCGGGACGGAUAUAGCGACAUGCCACCCCGGAAUCAAUAUUCCCGAUAUGGACCAGCUGGACCAGCUGGACCAUCUCAUUACGAUGAUACUGGGCGGUAUGGUGGUCAAUAUGCCGACAUGUACGAACGGAGUCGAAGCCCUAGACGGCGAGAUCGGAGAGCUGAAGAUCGGGACGAAUAUCAUUACGAAAGACGAGGGAGACGACAUCAUAGUAUGUCACUCUCUAUUGAUAGGAGAAGCAGAAGUGAUGAUCGAGGUCGUCGGCAUUCGAGGAGGCGUGAUUCACGAUCUUCCAGUAGUGACAGUCGCAGUGGAUCAAGACGACAUUACAGUCGACGAAGCGGUAGUCCGACAAGACGGCGACGGUCGCAUUCACGAAGUCGUUCGCGGGGAAGGAGAAGGAGUCUGCACUCGGAUGGCAGGGAUCGCAGACGAAGUAGCUCAUCUCAUCGAUCGCGAUCACGGGAUAGAAGCACUGUUUCAAAGGACAGACGUAAUUCACAUGGCAAUCACCAUAAUCAUCGUGAUAAACAAACGGAGGAGUCUAUCGAGAACGGUUCAAAACAGGCAGAUCCAACAACUCCCAUUGACUCGAAUAAGACCUCGCCCCACUCAUCCAGGAAAAGGAUUCGGAAGUCAGACAGGGACGAGUCAUCGAGAGACAAACGAGGAAGGUCUCGCAGCAAAAGCCGUAGCCGCGAUCGUAAAUCGAAACAUAAGCGACGAGACGAUGAAAGUGAUGACGACAGCUAUCGUCGAAGUAGAUCUCGCAGGCAUGGGAGUCCGCACGAAGGACAUCGAAGUAGAAGUCGGAGACAUCGUUCACGAAGGAGCGAUAAAAAGCGUCGCAAUGAUUCUUCUCCAAGUUCCAGUGUGGAUAACGGCUCACAUUCACCGACACGAGACAAGAAGAAGAAAAGCGGUCGCGAGUCGUCAAAGAAACGGAAGCGCCGUAGUUCCAGACACCAUGAUUCGCGUCGUUCGCACAACGAACAAGCCAAUCAAGAUGGGGCAGAAGCUGAAAAUACGGCAGAUGGAAUCGCUGAGAGGAGACAUUCAAAGUAA
Molecule: messenger RNA, 1461 nt
Organism: Cylindrotheca closterium
Lineage: Eukaryota; Bacillariophyta; Bacillariophyceae; Bacillariales; Bacillariaceae
Source: the annotation of a GenBank genome assembly